AAUGAAAUGAAUGGAGAAUGGGCAUUCAGACAAAUUGUGAAUGUGAACCGAUUCAAUUCUAUCUAGCAUCCAUCCAACAAACUUAAGGAAUUCUUUAAUUAGGCUAGGCUGUUGCUUCACGCUUAAUCUGUGUUAAGUUCAUUAAUUCUGUAUGGAAUAUUCAAUUUGAAAAUGAAUAAAUCCUGUGCUAGAUGUGAAAAGACUGUCUACCCCAUUGAGGAGCUUAAGUGUUUGGAUAAAGUAUGGCACAAACAAUGUUUCAAAUGUCAAGUGUGCAACAUGACUUUAAACAUGAGGAAUUACAAGGGGUUCAACAAACAACCCUACUGUGAAGCACACAUUCCCAAAGCAAAAGCAACCACCGUGGCCGAGACUCCGGAGUUUAAGAGGAUUGCAGAAAAUACAAAACUUCAGUCUAACGUUAAAUACCAUGCAGAUUUUGAAAAGGCUAAAGGAAAAUUGACUCAAGUAGCUGAUGACCCAGAAACCCUCCGUAUUAAGCAGAACUCUAAAAUCAUCAGCAAUGUCGCUUAUCAUGGAGACUUGCAGAAAAAGGCAGAAAUGGAACAAAAGCGAACUUUAGCCAAUGAAAAUGGUGAUGUCAGCAGUGGAGGUGUCGUGCCAGUAAAGAAACCAGUGGAACAGAUGCAGCCUCCCAGUUACACAGCUCCGCCCAAUCCUGGCAAAAUAGCAGACUACGAUCCUCUGCAGGGGAGAGGAGGAGGUCCACACACCCCCUACUCAGCUCGUCAGUCAUCGACUGUCAUAUACACAUCUGACCGUGGACCAGUUCACUCACACCAAGAACGUAAAAUUGGAUCAAUCGCAGAUCUGGACCCAGUAAAUGAUUUCUACGGCUCUCUCAGUGCAGACUACAACUCACAUCCCCACCCACCAGCUCCAAAAACAACUGGGAGAGUGUAUCGAGCCAUGUACGAUUACGAGGCUCAGGACCGAGACGAGGUAUCGUUCAGUGACGGAGACCUGAUCAUCAACUGCACUCCGAUAGACGAGGGCUGGAUGACAGGGAUGGUUCAACGCACCGGCCAGACAGGCAUGUUACCAGCCAACUAUGUGGAACCCGCUAUAUAAUGACAACACUUAAUUCUUCCCAACUUAUUCGCAUCUAGCUUUAAAUCUGUUUUCACCUCUUUUAUGUGUUCUGGUGUAUUCGCUUCUUAAUAGUUUUACCGGUUUUGGUAAUAAUUUUUUACCAGUGAUAUUUCUUAAUUGCGAUAGCAAUUUUCUUGCAAGACAUGACAUUCCCAAUGAACAUUCCUGUUGUAUUAGAAGAUAAUAAUGAAGUCAAUAAAGGUUGACUUUACAAAAAAAGAGCAAAUAAUUUUGACUUAUUUUUAUCAUAAUGACACUAUAGAUAUUUGGCUAAAAGAACAAUGUUUGUUCUGAUUAUUGACAUGCCUUUGAUAUAUAUAAGGUUUUGUCUUUACUUUAUUGAUUUUAAAUUAAGCAUUUUUCCUCAUAAGUGGUUCAUUUGUUCGUUUGGCUAAAUAAUAAGAAAGUUGUUCAUUUGGCUAAAUAAUAAGAAAGUUGAAUCUCACUCUGAUAAAGCUACAGAAUUGUUCAGCCUUCUUUAGUACUGUGGUAGUACACGUCUCAGAGUGACUGUUUAGUUACUGCAUAGUAAGGAGGUUAAACAAACAAUUGAUUUAUUUUUACAGUAAAUGGUUGGUGUAUUUCAUAGGCAUUUUCAGCCCAUAAAAUAUAACUUCUCUAGCUAUUAUUCUGCUCCAUAUCUUUCCUGUACAUUCCAUACAUCUACUCUAUGAGUAAACAUUGUCCUAUGUGUCUUAUACAUUGCGAUGUUUGCUUUCAAUGGUACAUCCCUGUAAAUUCCACAAGUAGUCGAGCUUCACUCAUUUCCCUGUCUAGCCAUGAUCUGUCUCAUAAUUUCAUCAAUUGACAACACUAUACCAACUGUACUGACAACCACUGUACUCAAACUGUUACUUGAACUUAAGCGGUACCUCUUCCACCAUCAAAGGUCGCUCCCAAUAACCAUUACCUCACCUUUCCCCAACCCUCUCUCUUUCAUUAGCUUCAUCCAAUUAGCGUUGCAGCUCUUGAGCAUUAUAUUGUCUAUAAACAUCAUAACUUUAAAAAUCCUGGUAAUAUUUUCUCCUUUUGUGAGGAUAUCACUAUAAUUUCACUAUGUGAACUGCACCUCUCUAAUUGUACAUCAAAGAGGGCUUAGCUCCAUAAAAGCCAAUGUGCGCUCUCCAACCACUACCACUAAGCUGUCUCGAUCAAGUCCUGAGAUGUGAUCUACACUUACUUGUACACCUCCUUGCUAUAAACAAUGUCAUCGAUAAAGAUACAAAUUUUGAGCAAUGAAAAUGAAGGCUUUAGCAAUUAGUAAUUCACUGGUAAAAAAAUUAACAUACAAGUUAUUUAUUUUGCUCUGCUUUUCAUUGUAUAUUUACUCCAUUCUUCCAUUUUUACUAGUUCUAGGUAUGCGAGAGGUUGUAAGAUAGCAUCUACUCACUUUUUUUGUUAAUUAGAAUAAUACACUUUUUUGCACUUACUUUUAAUUUUACACCUCACCAUUCUUUGUUGUCUACAGCUAAGCAAAUGUUAUGACGGUAAUACAUCAAUUUCCAAAUAUUAAUAAAGCUUUUUCAAUAGACACAUAACUGUUGCUCAAAAUACGUACUGAAAUGUACGUAUUUACAUGGAAUAUUUGAUAGGGAAAUAUCCAUAUUAAUAUUAUUCGUGCCUGCUUAUGACCUGUAUAAUUUUGUUUAUAAUUUUCAUAUGGAACAACUUGUGGAGGAUAUAGAAUGUGAAAGCCUUAAUUCAGUGAAUGAUAAGAAAUUAUGUAUUUUAUCAAUGCAAUAAAAUAUUUUGCCCUCCUGCUAGAAAAAUAAGACCAAUAGGCCUACAGAGCAAAAUAUUUCAAAUACAUGCAGUAAUCUAAUAUUAUUGACUGUGUCUGAAAACUAAAUAGACCAUUGUAAUAGUAUAUUUUGAUAUUUUACACUUAAAACAAAUCUUUUGUUGGCUACAGAUCAAAUUAAGGUAUUUUUCCUUAUUGUAUUGGGUUUUACCAAUAACAUUUUCCUAAUUAAGUAGAUUCAACUAGUUGAGUAGGAUUAUAAAGUUUUUAGACACUUAUUGAGCAUAUUCCAUCACAUGUUUCAAUCAAUAAAUAGGCGUGUACGUUUAGAACACUGAUGUAGAAAAUACAUCACUCAAAUCUUAUUUCAAUUAUGAACAUUUGUAACAUCACACGCAUACAUUCCAGGAAUCUCUUUGGACCAAAACAAUGAUUAUUUUUCUGCAUUUUAUAUAGGUACACUAUUUUUCUGUAUUUUAUAUACACAUUUUUCCCAUAUUCUAAGCUCAUUCCUUUUACAUUUUUUCACUGUUAUAUGUAUUGAUGUGUUCGUUUUUCUAUUAGUUAACUGUAAGGGUAGUUGCGAAAAACAUUGUUUAAAACGUGUACUUUGUAAGUAGCUUAAAAUUUUCAGUUAACUGACUGACUAAUAUUGUCGGUGACAAUGGAUGAUGUUGAUGCAAACUGGUGUUUUAAGAUACAAAAUUAGUGUUCUUGCCAAUAAGUAACUUAACUUGACUUUCAAUUUGUUAAUUCUGAAAUUGCUUUCCUUGACAAUUCCUUUUUACAAAAUUGGAAAUAAUGUUGCACCCAAAAAAUUCAUAGGGUAAGGAAAAAGGAAUAUCAAUGUUUUUAACAAACAUACUACUGAGCUACCUCGGUAUUUGAAAACACUAAAAUUCAACUCAUUAAACACCAGUUGCAGCCAUCUUCUCUUAUAAAACUGUUACUCAAAUGUAUUAGCAUACCAGGAUAGCUUGCUUAAAUCAACAUGAUACUCAAAAUGAUUGAGAUUUAUACAAAAGGUAAUACUCAAUCCCACUUAUUAUAUCCUGACUAAGAAAUGUUAAAAGAUCAAUCAGUCGGUUUUUAAAUUUAGUUAAUACUUUCAAACAAACAAUAAUUUUGUUCAAUGUUGAUUGUUUGUUUAAGUUAAGAUAUUUGUUGUAUUUGUUAUAUUUGUGUUCUUUUAUAAACAUGUAAACUUGUUUAUUAUAGAAUAAUUUUAUCGUUUUGAGUAAGUGUUAUUUGUUCUACCAACAAUUCUACAUUGUAGAUAUUGCUGUGUCUUAGGUACAUCAUUGCAUUUAUAACUCAGUCUCUUUCUUUGACAUGUUUAAUCAUAUCUGUAAUCAUCUCUUUAAAUCAAUGUAAAUUUUUUGUUGAUUGUUAAAUCUUUGCCCUAAACCUAUUUUGUUCUGUGUUUUGAAACUUAAUUUAAAUCUAUUCCAAACGUGUUAUAAAUGCUUAGAGGAUUCUGUUAUAUAACCUUCCUUAUAGUAUACUGCCUUUCUCAUUCAAUCAAAGUUUGAUCACAUCAUAAAUUAAAAGUAUACUCUCGACCUUUGAGAAUACACUUUGAUCAUUAACCUAUCCAAUCAGACUUUUAAAAAGAGUCAAAUCAAAACCUUUACUAAAAAACUUGUUCCACUUUUUAAUCAUACUUUAUUAGUUCAUUGAGUUCAGGGUGAGCCGUUAAUGCAAUUGUUGAAUGCCAGCUGAAGCAAUUCCUGAUUAAAGCUGUUAUCGUUACCAAUGUGUGCCUUCAGCGUCCCGUGACGGUUAGUGUCUUCCAUGUACCUGCCUCACAUAAACCUUACACUUUGAAAACUGUUGUAAGAGUGAUUUUAGUGUCUUCUGUUUCAUAAGAAACCUCCUAUAUCAAAUACAAUCUUCUACCUGUAAAAAUGUGUUUGUGAUAUAUGUAUUUUUACUAAAUGUUAUGUAGAUAGUAGAUUUAAUGGAAUUCUAUUUCGAAUAAACUCAGUUAAGAUUUUGAUGUAAAGUUUGUUACAUUCUUGCAGGGAAAUUCUUUAAUUGGUAAAUUAAAGUGAAGAUUUCUUUUUGAGUAAAAGUUAUAUUAAUUUUGGUUAAAAUGUUUUUGUGUUGUUAAUAGUUGACAAUUAAUUCGAUUAAGACAAAGCCAUCAGAACAAGCAUUACAUUUACUGCAAGGGAUUUUAUUAAUUAUAUCUGAUCUGUUUCUAAAAUUUGGUUAGGUUUACUCUUGUUAGCCUGUAUAUUGUAAGUUUUUAUCUAGGAAAUGUUACUUAUAAUAACUAUCAUAAAAGCAUCCAUUCCUUGUGAUCCAUGAGGCCUUAACAGAUGUAUCUUUGUAUUGUUAAUAUGAUCCAACUUAAUUGCUACAGGGAUUUUAAAAGUUGUCCACAUCGUUUAUAAUAUAACAAUACAAUAGGGUAAGAUUGUUUACACAUAGCAUAGAGAAUCAAUUUUUCUAAAACUUCGUCGUAUAGUAACAUAUACUUAAUUAAUUUUUUUGAUAUUCGCUCUAACUUUUAAGCCUGAUUCCCAUCGCAGCUAGUGUAAAAAGUAUUUUUCAUAAAAAAAGUUGUCAAUUGUGACUUUUCAUGUUUGGCCUAAAUGAUCUUGUAGCGUCAAUUCACAUAUACUUUUAGCAACUAACAUUUUUAUAGUUAGUGAUGGUGAGCUUUUUUGACCUACCUGUUGUAUAGUGACAAUUGACAUGUCUUCCAUUUGCAGCUAUUUGUAGAGGCAAGAGCUUUAUAUCCGUUGUAUUUUAAUAAAAAUAAAAUAUUAA
Molecule: messenger RNA, 5632 nt
Organism: Macrosteles quadrilineatus (aster leafhopper)
Lineage: Eukaryota; Metazoa; Arthropoda; Insecta; Hemiptera; Cicadellidae
Product: LIM and SH3 domain protein Lasp-like
Exons: 8
Coding region: 172-1092 (306 amino acids)
Cellular component (GO): focal adhesion
Molecular function (GO): actin filament binding
Source: RefSeq, a predicted model, not a curated record